AACUCGGUCGUUUCUUGAAAUACUUCGUCUUUCAUUGUCCCCAACCAAGCGUGGCCGGAAAUUUUGAACGGCCAAAGAAAAAUAAAUUUCCUCAGGUUAGCAAUGAGUGAUAGUAAUAAAGCAUCAGUGACUGAAUCAAAGAGCGACGCUUCUAAAAUAUCAGAAGUAAAAACAUGGCUAGCCUCUCAAUUCGAGGCUGCCGGAAAAGAAGUGCCGGAAUUUGAGUACACUCAUCGGAGCAUUUCGCAUUUGUAUAAUCUAGCAACUCUCUCUCAAUCCAAGACUCAUGCUGCUAAUAUUCUCGCCAAUGAUUUUCGCCUCAAAGCUACUGAGUAUCGUGCUCAAGCUGCAAGGAUUAGAGAGCUAUUGGAGAAUGUAGGGUUAGCGCAAGAGAGUUUACCUUCAAAUGUCGUUGGGUCAGUUCAAGUUCUUGCAAAUGUUGCAAACUUGUUGAACAUAAGGGACACUGAGCUAAGUAGUUAUCUUGUUGCGAUGGGAGAUAUAUCAUUAAGAAAGACUGGAGUAGAGGAAAAGAGGGCUAAAGCACAGAAGGACUCGAAAAUUCUUCUGGAUUACACUCGAAAGGCCAUAGCACGACUUACCUAUUUAAAAAGAACACUUGCACAACUUGAGGAUGAUGUAGCUCCUUGUGAAGCUCAAAUGGAAAACUGGAAGACAAAUUUGGCAGUUAUGGCAUCAAAGGAGCGACAAUAUCUGCAACAGUACUCCAACUACAAGGCUGUUCUUAACCGUGUGGGCUACACACCAGAGAUUAGCCAUGGAGUGUUGGUUGAAAUGGCCGAGCACCGAAAGGAGUUGGAGAAGAUAACCAAGCCGAUCAUGGAUACAUUAAGAAGUUACCAGGACUUGCCUCCGGAUAAAGCAUUAGCUGCUUUAGCAAUAGAAGACAAGAAAAGACAGUAUGCUGCUGCUGAGAAGUAUCUUGGAGAUGUAUUACAGUCUGCCCUUGCCACAUCUGAUUAGAAAAGGGUUCUGUUUAAUGUAUGAAAUGUUUUAAUCUCUUUGUUUGCAAAUAUUUGUAUUUGUUCUAUAGCAGCAGAUAUUUGAUUGUCUUAGUGUUGGAAUACCAAAAGCAAAUUUGUAACACACAUUAUUAUAUAUAUAAUGCCUUGAUUUGAUGUUAA
Molecule: messenger RNA, 1145 nt
Organism: Mercurialis annua (annual mercury)
Lineage: Eukaryota; Viridiplantae; Streptophyta; Magnoliopsida; Malpighiales; Euphorbiaceae
Product: AUGMIN subunit 1
Exons: 6
Coding region: 103-984 (293 amino acids)
Biological process (GO): spindle assembly
Cellular component (GO): HAUS complex; cytosol
Source: RefSeq, a predicted model, not a curated record